AGACUGGUCCUGGCCGGCUUGGAAGUUGAGUCCCUCUUUUCUUCUUCUUUUUUGGCCCUUUUCCUCCCACUUCCAAUUUUCCCUGUGUUAGGAAGAGGAGAAAAAAAAAAAAAAAAAACUCACUGGCAUGAAGACCGGCGCGCAACAAGGUCCCUUCUCCGCUGUCUGUCAAUCGGGCGAUCGAUCGGUCAGAGUCAGUCGCCUAAUUCUUUUGUUAUUAUUUUGGUCUUCUUUGGUCUGGUCUGAUUCGAUUAUUAUGAUUAUUAUUAUGAUUAUUAUUAUUAUUACUGAAUCUCCGACGUCUCGCUUAAGAAAGGGUCCGUGUCCAUCCCCCUUCGUAAGUUCGUCCAUCUCUCAGAGAGAUCAAAGCUCCCGCGCAUCCGGGUUAAGGAUGCGAGGGUUCCCCAGAUUUUACCUGGUCGGGAUCGACUCCCGGUACUCCGUAGAUCUAGGAGGCUCGCAAGGCGCCUUUUCGUUAUUCCUACUGAUAUGAUCCAAAUGAUGUUCUCGAAGCUCUUUUUUCCCCUUAUUAUUAUUAUCCGAGAUAACUACCAUUAGGGGAUGCUCUUUCUUUUGUUGGCUCUCUCCAAAAACAAAAAGAAACUAUGACAAUGUAACUCACAAGGAUAUCUGUACCGAGGUAUCUCUUCUUUCAAAGCACAUCCAGCCAGC
This is a messenger RNA of Paecilomyces variotii, 672 nucleotides long. RefSeq lists its product as hypothetical. Bases 128 to 493 code for a protein of 121 amino acids. The record is from RefSeq and is a predicted model, not a curated record. Lineage: Eukaryota; Fungi; Ascomycota; Eurotiomycetes; Eurotiales; Thermoascaceae. The transcript has a single exon.